Molecule: messenger RNA, 731 nt
Organism: Pundamilia nyererei
Lineage: Eukaryota; Metazoa; Chordata; Actinopteri; Cichliformes; Cichlidae
Gene: pcbd1
Product: pterin-4 alpha-carbinolamine dehydratase/dimerization cofactor of hepatocyte nuclear factor 1 alpha
Exons: 5
Coding region: 99-467 (122 amino acids)
Biological process (GO): tetrahydrobiopterin biosynthetic process
Molecular function (GO): 4-alpha-hydroxytetrahydrobiopterin dehydratase activity
Source: RefSeq, a predicted model, not a curated record
UAUUCCAGUUGCUCUCACUGGCUCCCACAGCAGAUUUGCAUCUGUGCAACAGGCUGCUGGAGCUGAACCUCCCCUGUGCAUGAAAAGCCUCUGCAGACAUGGCUGGUAAGGUCCAAGCUCUGACUGAAGAGGAGAGGGCCCACAUACUCCCCCUGCUACGCAACGCUCAGUGGGUGGAGGUCGUUGGACGAGAUGCUAUUUACAAAGAGUUUAUUUUCAAAGACUUCAAUCAGGCUUUUGGCUUCAUGUCCAGAGUGGCUUUACAUGCAGAGAAAUUGGACCAUCAUCCUGAGUGGUUCAAUGUCUAUAAUAAGGUCCAGAUAACUCUCAGCACGCAUGACUGUGGAGGGCUGUCCCAACGUGACAUCUCUUUGGCCACCUUGAUUGACCAGGCAUCUCUAAUGCCCAUUCCUGCCAGAGCGCAAUGGAGCGAUGCUCCGCCAAGUUCUGAACAAGCGAAGAAAUAAAAUACUGUAAUUGAACUAAUCUGGCUUAAAUUUAAACGUCAUUAAAGAAUAUCUAAUGAUCCAAUAAACCAAACUGUAUGGUCAAAGCUAUAAAACUGAUAUUUGCAGCUUAUUGCGUAUCUGUUUGGAGUUCCCAGUCAAACUUUUUUUGGGUGGCAGCAUCGUAUAAAUCGUACAUACACGAUUUACUAAGCGCAUGUGUAUACAAUUAACUUCAAACUGCGCUGAAAUUAAUACCGGGAACACGUCUGACAGUAACUGUGU